Molecule: messenger RNA, 2054 nt
Organism: Vicugna pacos (alpaca)
Lineage: Eukaryota; Metazoa; Chordata; Mammalia; Artiodactyla; Camelidae
Source: RefSeq, a predicted model, not a curated record
CUGUCUGCUGAGAGCCAGCUGCCUGAAGCGGCUGUCUUCUCACUCCUGUAUCCCAGGACCCCUCCCACUGCCUCUGUGCCCCAGGCUCCCGGGCAUCAUGUCUCUGGCACACACAGCUGCAGAGUACAUGCUCUCGGAUGCCCUGCUGCCCGACCGCAGGGGCCCACGUCUCAAAGGACUGCGCCUGGAACUUCCCCUGGACCGCAUGGUCAAGUUCGUAGCCGUGGGCUUCCCCUUGUUACUGAUGUCGCUGGCAUUUGCCCAGGAGUUCUCCUCCGGGUCUCCCAUCAGCUGCUUCUGUCCCAGCAACUUCAGCAUCCGGCAGGCUGCCUACGUGGACAGUUCCUGCUGGGACUCGCUGGUUCACCAUGAGCAGGAGGAGUCUGGCCAGUACAAGACCAAAUCCCUCUGGCCUCACAAGGCCCUCCCCUACUCCCUGCUGGCCCUGGCCGUGGCCAUGUACCUGCCCGUCCUGCUAUGGCAGUAUGCAGCUGUGCCUGCCCUCAGCUCGGACCUGCUGGUCAUCAUUAGCGAACUGGACAAGUCCUACAAUCGCUCCAUCCGCCUGGUGCAGCACAUGCUGAAGAUCCAGCAGAAGAGCUCGGACCCCCAUGUGCUCUGGGAUGAGCUGGAGAAGGCUCGGAAAGAACGAUACUUUGAAUUCCCCUUGCUAGAGCGGUACCUGGCCUGUAAGCAGCGCUCACAUUCACUAGUGGCUGCCUACCUCCUGAGGAACUCUCUCUUGCUCCUCUUCACCUCAGCCACCUACCUGUACCUUGGCCACUUCCACCUGGAUGUCUUCUUCCAAGAGGAAUUCAGCUGUUCCAUCAAGACAGGGCUGCUAAGCGAUGAGACCCACAUCCCUGACCUGAUCACAUGCAGGCUGACCUCCUUGUCUGUCUUCCAGAUUGUGAGUCUCUCCAGCAUAGCAGUGUACACCCUGUUGGUUCCAGUGAUAAUAUACAACCUCACACGGCUCUGUCGGUGGGACAAGCGGCUCCUGUCCAUCUAUGAGAUGCUCCCCGCUUUUGAUCUCCUCAGCAGAAAGAUGCUAGGAUGUCCCAUCAAUGACCUCAAUGUGAUCCUUCUUUUCCUCCGAGCCAACAUCUCUGAGCUCAUCUCUUUUAGCUGGUUGAGUGUCUUAAGUGCACUGAAGGACACAGACACCCAGAAGCACAACAUUGACACAGUGGUUGAUUUCAUGACUUUAUUGGCUGGCUUAGAACCCUCCAGACCUAAACAGCUCACCCACGGGAUAUGUGAUGAAAACCCAUAGUUAAGAAACCAUGAAGCAAAAAGUUUUAUGGAAAGUAAAAAUCUCUCCCCUUUUCCACAAGCCUCACACACUAAUAUACAGAAACACCCACUUUAGGAUUGCUAAGCUUGGAUUUAGCUGAAUCGUACAUCCUGUAUUAUGUUAUCCCAAAGGUGAGAUGACAUAAUCAAUAUAUGGAAACAAAUCUGAAAGUUGGGGCUGAUGUGUCAAAAAACUAAAAAACUAGGUCUAGAGCAUAAAAUGAAGACAGGGGAAAAAAACUAAAACUAAAGUUAAAGCCUAGACAUUGCACAGACGAAGAAGUUUCUACAGGCUCUUUACAGAGGCAGGGUCUUCUCACUGUAUUUACUCUGUGGCCUUCCUAGGAUACACAGGUUACCCCAGAGAGCAAGCUGGGUAAUGUGGUAAGAGAAUAAAGGUAUAAAAUCCCUGAUAACCCUUUGGUGUGGCCUCAAAUCCUAGGAAUUUUCCCAGCUUGUUUUGUGGAAGUCACCAACCUUGCGCAGGGACUCUGUGGCCUGCCAAGUGGGCCAGGAGCUACUGAUGGCAAGAGCUUGUAAUCUGCUCUUGGGGCCUAAGGACAGCGUAGAACAAGGCCAGGGCUGUUUGUCAGCUGUGAGUGGAGCCUUGAGGUGUUCAGAUAUGCUUUUUCAUCAUCUAAACCAGGGACUCACUUCCCCAAGGGCUGGGAUUAUGGGCUGCAGACUCCUUCACAAUUCUUAAUGGGUCCAGAGGUGCUUUUUUUAAAAAAAAAAAAUACAUUGAGGGAGGGGGGGUU